AUGAAAAGAGCGCAUACUGACAUUAACGAUGACGUGCCGUUACCUGCAGAGUUGAUGACGAAUGCGUUCCGAUUGCAGUGCGAAGAUGCUGAACGCGAUCGACAACCGGAUGCAAAAGCGGUUUCAAAAUGGGAGGAAGUGGCGAGGAACGUAGCUGCUACGCUGAAAAAUGCGAAAUUGAAGCAUAAGUGUGAGUACAGGGAUUUGGACUUCUGGUCAAAGCGUGGACUGGCUCAUCCGCUUGCUAAGCAUGCUGAUGCCAUUGAGAAAACAACGUCCAGUGUUUCGAAAUACGAAUGGACUGCACCUAAGCAGGUCUCCAUUAUCAGCGAAUCUGCAAUCAAUUUGUUAUCUUCAAAUUGCUUUACUGUGAAUAUUUUUGUCACCUUGCCAGAUAGCCUGUUUGGAAAGAGGGAUUAUAUAAAUCUCAUUUAUCCUGCCAAACGUGCCCACUAUAUGUGCAGUGCAAUUGUUGCGCUUCGAAAGGCAUUCGGUGAUUUUGAUGCCGAAUUUUGUGCCGGGUUUUGCCGAUGA
Molecule: messenger RNA, 534 nt
Organism: Cooperia oncophora
Lineage: Eukaryota; Metazoa; Nematoda; Chromadorea; Rhabditida; Trichostrongylidae
Source: the annotation of a GenBank genome assembly